UUUUCACGGAGUGCUUUCAAGUGAUUCAGCUUAAAAAAGAGAGAAAUAAUUUUAAAACUUUUCUAAAAAUUAGUUUUAAUAUUUUGAAUAAAUAUUUCUUAAGUUAUUUAUGCAAUCAAAAGUAUUUUACAGAAAAAAAUGGGUUCAAACAGAAUCAAAAUCACACUAAUAAAACUUUAUUUUUUUAUUUGAAUUAUCAUCAUCUGUGUUUGGCUUCUUGGUAACCGGAGGUAUGCGUCUCUCUAAUUGAGAUGGAAAAAUUGUUCCUCUAGCUGCUCCUCUGUUGUUCAUGUGAUAGGUUGUUUUGUCUAUGUGUGUGAGAGCGCAUAGAGGAGUGUGCGAGCGUUUGGAUCCCUCCUCCCCGGCGCUCUGCCGGCCCCUUGGUUGCUUUAAGUCCUGCCCCUCGGAGCCAGCCAACAGCAGCUGUUCCAUAUUCAUCAAGCCCUUGAGUCUUAAAGAGCCCUAUCCCGAGCAUGGAAAGAGUCAUUCCUCUCGCUCGCACUCUCAUGCUCUCUCCAUCUUAGCGCUCAUCCCGCUGCUCCCUGCGCUUCUCCGUCUCUCACCCCUUUUUACCUCUCCGUCUAUCUGUCCCUCCUCCCUUCACUCUUUCCUGGCUCUCCCUCUCUUCCUCACUUAGACAAACACUCUUUCUCUGUCUCUCUUCCACUCAUAUAUACACAAACACACACACACACAACACACAUGCGCACACACUCAAUCCAUCAGUCCGACAUACCUGUGCAGGCUGGGGGGGAGUGUUGCUGGAGGGGCUUUUCGGCAGCGUUGUCUCUGAGGGUGCUGUGCCAUCAUUUGGGGAAGAAGCGGGUCUCAGUUGUUUUCUCUUUUCUCUUCUUCUCAUUCCUGGAAUGCUAAAACUGGACUGAUGGACAUUUCAGAACUUUGUCUUCCAGACCCUCUCAGCUAUCAUAACCAGGCUUUGUUGUCCAAUUCAUUAGAGAGAUUCCUGACUCCAAUGGCUACGCUGGAGCCGUCACAUUUCUGGCUGCUGAACAGAAUGGCUGCUGAUGAACGGCAUCUGCCCUCCAGCUGUGGGUCCUACAUCAAGACAGAGCCAUCCAGUCCGUCUUCGGUCAUCGACACCGUCAGCCACCACAGCCCCAGUGGCAACUCGGAUGCCAGCGGAGGCUAUGUCAGCACCAUGAACAGCCACUCCAACGGCCUGGACUCUCCGCCCAUGUUCACCCCCAGCGGGCUCGGCGCCGCCACCUGCCGCAAGCGCUAUGAUGACUGCUCCAGCACCAUCAUGGAGGACUCAUCCAUAAAGUGCGAAUAUAUGUUGAACUCCCUCCCCAAGAGGCUGUGCCUGGUCUGUGGAGAUAUAGCCUCGGGGUAUCACUAUGGGGUGGCCUCUUGUGAGGCCUGCAAAGCCUUUUUUAAAAGGACAAUACAAGGUAACAUAGAAUACAGCUGUCCCGCCACAAACGAAUGUGAGAUCACGAAACGGAGACGCAAAUCAUGUCAGGCCUGUCGCUUCAUGAAAUGCCUCAAAGUGGGGAUGCUCAAAGAAGGUAAGAAGAGAGUUCGUCUGGACCGCGUGCGAGGGGGCAGACAGAAAUACAAGCGGAGACUGGAUUCAGAAAACAAUCCAUAUCUGGGCUUGACACUCCCUCCUCCCACCAAAAAGCCCCUCACAAAGAUAGUGUCUCACCUGUUGGUGGCAGAGCCUGAGAAGAUCUAUGCAAUGCCUGACCCCACCAUGCCGGAGAGCGACAUCAAGGCUCUCACCACGCUGUGUGACCUGGCUGACCGCGAGCUGGUGGUGAUAAUCGGCUGGGCUAAACACAUCCCAGGUUUCUCCACCCUCUCUUUGGGAGAUCAGAUGAGCCUGCUGCAGAGCGCCUGGAUGGAGAUCCUCAUCCUCAGUAUUGUGUUCCGCUCGUUGCCGUACGAAGACGAGCUGGUCUACGCCGAGGACUACAUCAUGGACGAAGAGCACUCGCGGCUGACGGGGCUGCUCGACCUCUACGUCUCCAUACUGCAGCUCGUCCGCAAAUACAAGAAGCUCAAAGUGGAGAAGGAGGAGUUUGUGACCCUCAAAGCCAUCGCUCUCGCCAACUCAGAUUCCAUGCACAUAGAGGACAUGGAGGCAGUCCAGAAGCUCCAGGAUGCUCUCCACGAGGCCCUGCAGGACUUUGAGAGCAGUCAGCAUCAGGAGGACCCACGGCGGGCCGGAAAACUGCUCAUGACCCUGCCGCUGCUGAGGCAGACUGCCACCAAGGCCGUGCAGCACUUUUACAGCAUCAAGGUGCAGGGCAAGGUGCCCAUGCACAAACUCUUUCUGGAAAUGCUGGAGGCCAAGGUCUGAUUGAAAGGUGGCUCCCUGGCCACUCCAUCGGUGGAGGCUGUUUUGAGGAAAGGAAGAGAGACUUGAACCAAGAAUGAGCCAUGUCAGAAGAGGGACAUCACCUCUGAAGGACAGAACCUCUUUUACUUCUGCUCUUCAUAAAAAACAGGACUGUAAAAUUAAAAGAAAAAAAGCAAGAAAUGCAAAACUUGGUUAUUAGUAUAAAUAUGAAAAUGAUGCAGAUUAAUUUAAAAUAUAUAAGAAAUAGUAUGUACAGUUAUAAUUCUUUGUUAAUUGUCAGUGGUCAUGCUCUAUAUGAACGAGGAUCCUUGUUCCCCUUUAGGAUCUUCAGUCCAGAAGACAUGAAAAAAUUACUUUUUUUUUUUCAGAAAACGUGAUAAAAAUUGUCUUCUCUAAAAAGUGAGAACUUCAUAGGCAAACUUGCUUGUCUCACAGCUGUGGUUUCGCUUGGACUUGGCCAGGACAUGUAAAUAUUUAUUAUUUGAAAGGGCGAAGUGUACAGUUUAAAGUUUGGGUGAUUUCUUUUUUUUUCUUUUUUCUGUUGUACUUAUGAUCUCAUUCAGAAAGAAAAAAAAAGAGCAAAAACUAUGAACAUUGUUACUUAAAUGUGAACUCCUAUCAGUUUAACUGUCCUUGAAUAUACCUCUCCACAGCAGUAAGCAGUGUGACCUUUGUAGAUCUGUCAGCCUGGAAGACUUGCUGGUCCCACAUCUAUCCAAACUAGCAUAGACAGGUGGAAAAAAAAUAAAAAAAAAGGUCAGGCAUCUUAUUCUGUAGUAACACAGCAAUAAUAAAGGGAGCUGUUGGGAAGCUGGGCUUAAUUUCCUCUGUUUCAUGUGCUUUUCAAUGCUGCUGUUGUGCAAAGACCAUGCCUGUGAGUGUCUCAGUUUAAACCGCAAACUGCGUUUGUGUGUCACAUUUCCCUUUCCACGGCGGUUGUGUCGGUGCCGCACUCCAGAUUUGGCCGUUGGUUAAGCCGGUGAAAAUUGACAUUCAAACAAACGACCCGAUCCGCUCUGUGGUAAAAGAUAAUGAGCGGGUGAGUUAUGGCAGUUUCAAAGGAUUUAUGCAGAGUGGCAGAAGUCCACGGGAUUCCUUGUUCAAACAAUCAGAGGCCCCACAUGUCAGCCACUCUAUUUUGGGCACUUUUAAGCCUGUGGCAGAGUCAUCCUGCAAGCGGGGAGCAAGGUGUCCAGCAUCUGCUCUCACCAUUUUAGACACCUCCUGUCUUUUAAUAGCUCCGCCUGCAUUUAUAGAGCUUCAACCAAACAGAGGUAGAUGGCAGGUGCAGAGUCAAAGCGCUGGCUCUUCACACGGGGUUUAUUUCGAGCUGGCAGGAGGACAGUUGUCCGGGCAGCCAGGAGUACACGUGGAACACUUGACUGCAUGUUGACACGGUGGCCACUGUGGAGCAACGCCCAUCCCAUCGGCCUGGAGGCGGCAGCUGUGAGGGAGCGUGCACGUGUGACUAGCUAUGCAAGAAACAAAGUGUCAGCAAGCCUCUGAGGUUAACAGCAUCCUGACAGUGUGUCUGUACAAGGUGUGAUCUCUACUGGGAGGAUGAUCUCACUCUCCCUUCUGAUCCUGCUCGGCCACAGGUCCUUUAUGCCGGUGUAGUCCCGAGUUCUGCGUGAUAAAUUGUCCCAAACGAUCAAAGGAGUCCCUGACAUUGUGCAGAGCGCCGUGGUGUUUGUGACAUCAAAGGGCAGCAGUGAGCUUUCAGCCGACAGCUUGAUUGGUUGAAUUCCCACCAUGAUCAAACUCGCGCCUCCAAUUUCAAUCAGCUGCUGUCCAGUUUGCAGGCUAACGCUGGAAAAGGGUUAACCAACUAUUGUUACUGUUGUGCAAUACAGCAGGGACCAAUUCUGACUGAACCCAUGCUAUAAGCAUUGCUUAAUCUUACAUCUGGGAGAAUCUGUUUGCCAUACAGAGAAAUAUUCUAAUCAAAACUGUGUAAUUUGUGUAUCCAAAUGAUAAUUAAUUUAAUUAAAAGUGCAGAAAAACUAAGCAUUUUGUGAUUCAAAAGAAUCUCAAUAAUUUAUUUGUUUCUUUCCUAUGACUGUACGUUGAGUAAAGACAAGUCAACUGUGUCUACAUGUGUAAAUAUAUAAGCAUCAAUACAAUAGGUUGCCGAAAUACCACUUGAGAUAAAAGUAUGCAGCACCCUGCUCACUACUACCUCAUUGUCAUGUUGAUGUUUUCCUGAUAAAACAUUUUGUGCUCUGUAAUAUUCUCAUAUCCAGGACGUACCCGAGCCAACCUGUUUUUUUUUUUUUCAAGAAUCGAAAAAAAGAAAAUACUCCUGCCAGAAAAACUGUUGAAUUGUGGCUAAAGCUUCCCCUAUUUUGAAAUGCAUGCUUCAUGUUGAACUUUUUAGUUGACCAUCAAUGUCCCCCCGAUUAGUUUCUGAGCAGGUGUGUUGAACAUCAUUGUGUCAGAAUUGGUCCCUCUAAUGACAGAUUGCAAACAGAGGCAGGUAACUGAUCUCCUAUCUCUGUGCUUUGAGUAUUUAUGGUGUGAAAUUUAUCAUUUGGCAUUGGUGUACAUUGAUAUCUCUGAUUGUUGAUUCAACAAUAUCUGUGUAACUUUGAUUUUUAAAAGGUAAAGGAUCAAUGAAUUAAAUACUCACUGAACUCUGA
Molecule: messenger RNA, 4965 nt
Organism: Oryzias melastigma (Indian medaka)
Lineage: Eukaryota; Metazoa; Chordata; Actinopteri; Beloniformes; Adrianichthyidae
Gene: esrrb
Product: estrogen-related receptor beta
Exons: 8
Coding region: 884-2326 (480 amino acids)
Biological process (GO): regulation of DNA-templated transcription
Cellular component (GO): nucleus
Molecular function (GO): nuclear steroid receptor activity; sequence-specific DNA binding; DNA-binding transcription factor activity
Source: RefSeq, a predicted model, not a curated record